Tetrahymena thermophila SB210 is the source of this 2352-nucleotide messenger RNA. RefSeq lists its product as hypothetical. The transcript is spliced from 7 exons. NCBI's taxonomy places the organism in Eukaryota, Ciliophora, Oligohymenophorea, Hymenostomatida, Tetrahymenidae. The record is from RefSeq and is a predicted model, not a curated record.
AUGAAAACUUUUGACUCGAAAGAGGAUUCGUUUUCCAAUAUUACGUUUAACUCUUCUCAAAUAAAUGUUAAAAAUAAAAGAAGCUAGUCAAAUUUGAGCAAAUUAUAAAAUAUUUCUCAUAAUAAAAUAGAUUAAUAAAAUCAAAAUAUUGAUUUAGAGCUAAACCAUGUAAAUAAUUUAGAUAUUUGGAAAAUAAAUACACAAAAAAAGCUAAGAGAAAACAAUUAUAUAGAGAGAAAAAAAUUAGUUUAUCCAUCAACUUUGAUAGAAAAAACAGAUCCGUUGAUAAAAAUAGACAUUAUCAACAAUAUUAUGUAAAAUGAUGGCAAUAGGAGCUAAAUAUUCAAUACCAGUGCUAUAAAUUUCAAAGUAGAAGAUAAGAGUACUACAAGUCAAUCAAAAAUUUAAUCUAUGUAAUCACUUGGUGGAUCUUCUCCGAAUGUUAGUAGGAGGAGCAGUCUGCUUAACAGAUCAAACCAAAUGUUAUUCUCCUAAGCUCAGUCUAUAUAAAACUACUAGUUUUUUAAAAAUGAUAAAAACAAAGUGGUUAUUGGUUAAAUAGUGCUUAAUAAAUUUUAAAAAAUCUAUAAUUAAGAAAAGUAGCUUGACUAAAAUAGAUUGAUCUAAGAAUAGCCUAGAAUUGAUAAUACUUUAAAGAAUUUUAAAAAUCUUUAAAUGACAAUUACAAGCAGUGCUUUGAACAUAAAUGAUAUUAAAAAGAAAGUUAUAUCUGUUGAAAAAGAGCCCAAAAAAAUAUUUGAUUUCUCAGAAGAGAUGAAAAGAAUUGAAACUGAAAAAUUAGAUUAUGUUAAUUGUGAGAGAAAGAUUUUAUAAAAAAUGUAUCAGCUGUAGUAUAAUACAAAAGUUAUCAAAAAAUCAAAGAAAUAAGUAAGGGAUUAUAUAUAUGAUCUACAGCACAAGUUAUCAAUUUUCAAUGUUAAGAUAAUUCUUUCUAAAUACGAAAGGCUUGAGAGAAACCUAGUCGUUGGAUAUUUUUAGGAAAGAAAAAAAGGCGAUGCAAGCAAAUUUAAUUUACAUCAAAUAAAAGAUAAGCUAAAAUUUGAUGAUGUUUUCAUUGGUUAUGUGGAGAAAUUAAAAGAUAUGAAACAAAAGGAAGUGGAUGAGUACAAUGACACAAUUUAAUAGCUUUAAAAUAUUUUGUUAGUCCUCUAAUAAUAAUACGAGUAUUUAAAAAACAAAUCAUAAGAAAUUAAAGAAAAUUAUGUGAAAUGCAAAACUUAAUUGAGAGAUAUGUUUAUUGAUUUAUGCACAGUUCACCUUAAAACUUUUUUAACAACUUAGAACUUGAGCUAUAUUGUGAGAGGAUUUAUAACAAUAGAUGAGCCAGUACCUACUUAGAAAUUCCCUAAAUGUUUAGAUGAUAUAUCUAUAGAUUAUAUUAUUGAGACUGGGAAGAUAUUAUUUGAAAUUUAAUAGAUAGAAGAAAAAAAACCCUCAAUUUUUACUAAGUAUAAUCAAGAAAGUGAAAAUGUCAAUUAAGUUUUAAGAGAAUUAGCAGAAUAGAUAUGCAGUAUACCCCUGCUCAAUGAAAAGAUAGUAUCCAUGCAACAAAUACCUCUAUUCUAAGGCGAAUCAGAAAGUAACUUAAAUGGAAAAAUAUCGUUUCAGAUACCUGACAUUGAUGAAGAAAUAUCAAAUGAAGGAUUAGGUGGAAAUUUAAGUGAAAUUAGCUCAAACAAGCAAAGUAUUACUUACAAUCAUUAUUAUUAGAUUAGAAAACCAACUCUUUUACAAAAAACUUUCAUGUCUUAAUCUAAUAAUAUGCUUGGAACUGAUAAACUUUUCUUUCAAGAAGAAAUCUUAGACAAAAAAUAAGACUUUUUUGCAAUAGAUAAGAAAAUUAAAGAAUUUAAAUCUCAGUUAACAGUUCUUAAAAGAUAAGAAAUAAAUCGCUUAAUAGAACUGAUUAACACAAAAUAAAUAAAAGAAGAGGUUUUUUAAGACAUAAUAAAAAUACUAUUUGGGCAAAAUGAUAACGAUCGAGUUUUGAAAGAAUUCCUUGCAAAAAAGCAAAGAAACGAAUAUAUCUAGCAAGAAAAAUAGAUGUAAAAUCCAUUUUACUAAAUGUAAUAAAAGUAGCUACGUAAUAAAUAAAAAUCAUAAGAACGAAUUUAGGAUAUUCAACCUCAAUUAAGCAAAAUAUAAAAUUAAAAUACGGCUAAUAAAUUUGAUUCUAAUUACUUCCAUAGGUCAUAAUCUAUUCCUAAUCUAAAAGAAUCAGUUACUAUCACUAAUUCUUACAAAUAAAAAAUGGAAAACACUUUAAUACACCAUAAUAAAGUUAAGUUUAAUAUUUCAACAUAUAACUUCUUAGAUUAGAUAAACAGAUGA